This is a messenger RNA of Strongylocentrotus purpuratus (purple sea urchin), 1523 nucleotides long. Its product is annotated as gastrin/cholecystokinin type B receptor-like. NCBI's taxonomy places the organism in Eukaryota, Metazoa, Echinodermata, Echinoidea, Camarodonta, Strongylocentrotidae. The transcript has a single exon. Gene Ontology annotation, cellular component: membrane. Gene Ontology annotation, molecular function: G protein-coupled peptide receptor activity. The record is from RefSeq and is a predicted model, not a curated record. Gene Ontology annotation, biological process: neuropeptide signaling pathway. The coding region runs from base 249 to 1523 and encodes 424 amino acids.
UCCCACAACCUAUCUGAUCUAUGAGGCAAUAUAUCAACGCAGACAUUCACUGCUGGGCUCAUUUCCAUUCUGAGUAUCGUUCAUAGACAAUCCGAUGAACUACAUUUUGAAUUCAGAACUUUCUAUUUUUUCUACAUGGACUCUGAAGAGUAUUAUUGUUUGACAUCAUUGUGGACUUGAUGCUUUUUCAUUUUUUUUCAUAACAUCAAUUUCAAUUGAAACCUUAUGCUGUGCAUAUCUGGGACAUCAUGGCACUUACAACUACAGAAAGUAUUUCGAUUUGUUAUCAAGUAAUCUUGUUCGCGGUUGGCGUUCCUGGCAAUCUCCUCAUCAUCUUAACAUACUGCAAGCGACAGCAGCGAACGAGCAGCGGUGUCUUCAUCAUCGCCCUUGCCUUGGCCGAUCUCGGCGUCUGUCUCAUGAGCCCAGUCGUCAUCUAUAACUACAUCGUCUACUACGACUAUCCCAGCAAUUCCUUCUGCAAGUUUCGUUACUACACCAACCACGGAUUGAUAUACGUUUCGCGGUUUCUCACUAUCGCCGUGGCUAUCGAACGAUACCUUGCCGUCUGCAAGCCGAUGUCGAAACGCAUCCCGCCGAAAUACGCUGCAGUAAUCUCAGCACUAUGUGUUCCCAUUGGAUAUAUCAUGACGAUUCCAAUAGCUAUUGCAUUCCGUACCCUUGAGCUGCCGGGUAAUCGUACGAUCUGUUACCCUGACACGUCCGAUCCUGCUAUCAAGUGGGUUCUGCGGGUAAGCUUCCCAAUCACAUUCUUAGGGGGUCUUCUCGUGGUCGUUGUCUGCUAUGCCAACAUCUAUCUGGUCAUCAGAAGACAGAUGCGUCUUCGAGCCCGUAUGAAGGGAGGACCAGGAAAGACAAGUGGCGUCGUGUCUAAAGCCACAGAGGACACAGCUACGACUGCGUCUUCGGACCGGGGCACCGUUCAGACAUCUUUUGACGGACGGUCCAACCAAGAGGAGAGUGAGGAGACAAUGAGUGGUCUCCAUCAUCAAGGGGUAGUCCUCGCCGUAGUGGGAAACAAGAAUGACGAGAGUGUGAACGUUGUUACCCAGCCAAAGAGUGGAGCCGAUACCGACAAACCUAGCUCAUCUACAAGGGAGCAGCAUGCACAGGAUAACGAUGGCGUCGACUCUUCUGAGAAAGUGCCAACCUCCUUCAACUGCUGUAGGAAGACCACAAAAUCAAGAUCAAAAUCCAACUCAGGAUCGAUGGACAGCACGACGAAGAUGUUGCUCAUCGUCACUGUGGUGUACUUCGUCUCGUUUCUUCCACAGUUCAUCACCAUCAUAAUCCCCAAGGAAGCCAUGAAACUGUUCAAAACAAACCACAAAAUCGGCUACGAGAUUUUCGCCUUUGUUCGUCGCUUGAUCACCAUCAAUCACAUCAUCAACCCGUUCGUGUACGGUUUUGUCAACAUUCGCUUCAGGAAGGAUUGCAAAGCAACAAUGCUUGGACUGCUGGACAAGGGUUGUAGGUGUUGUGGGCUUCAGUCUAAAUCUUAA